AUGCCAGAGAAGACGUACAGCUUGAAAGAAAUAAUAGCGAAAAAGAUACCGAUUCUGUUCUAUGCGUGUAACAGAGAAAAUACGGACAGCAAAGCGGAAUUACAAAACGCAACAAUCAACAAGAGGUACCAAGUUGGCUUUGAUACGGCCAAGUUACAACGGUACUUAACGGAUGAAGUAGACAAUCUAAUAGUGAUAAGUGCUACGGAGUUCCAAGAGUGCACGAGCGUAAUUCAAUCAAACGUUGUGAGCAAGCAAAAUGGACAUUUGUCUAUGUCACAGAUAAACGGUCCACUUAAAUAUUUAACGGCCAAUCACACGGUGUUUGUAAAGGAUAUCGAUAAAAAUAUGAAUCUUUUUUACUUUCUGAGGAACAAACUGCGGGCGGCCUCGUUCAUAUUCUGUAGUAACGAGCGAACAGGAUUUAAAAAAGUAAUGGAAAUUGGGAUUGCAGAGGACUCGUCGAAACAUUGGUUGGUGGAGAGAGUAAACGAGAGGUUCGGUGUUGUAGGAAGUAAUUACAGCUUGCUGAAGGAUUUUAUCAUUCAAGGAAGAGGUGCACCGUACCUAAAUGACAAGGUAUUCAUGGAAAAUAACGAAUUUUACGUAUUAGCAGAUGAGCAGAAGGGCGAAUGGAUGAGAGAGGAGGUGCCUCGGGAAUACAAACACAGGAUACGCCUCUACAAAUUGAUAUCGCUGGUGUAUGCCGAGGAAGAGUAUGAGAUGAGAUGUUGUAUUAACGCAUAUCUGAGAGAAUGCUGCGGUUUAACAGAAGACGAUGUAUUUUCGUCUUUUGUCACCAGCACUUUCGAUUUGGCAGGUGAUGGCUCCUGCACUACGGCCCCUAUUACAAGUGCAACUUCAUCGGAUUUGGCGAAUGGCAAAAUCUCGAUUAAAUCUCUCAAACACCUCAAAAUGGCCUUGACAAAACAGCUGUUGCUUCUAAUACAGGAUGUGUUAACAACUGACUUGCCAUCCGUUCUGAUAGGCCCAACAGGCACAGGAAAAACAUCUCUUCUACAACGAUUGUUCAGUCCGGUGGUAUUCAACUGCUCAAACGACACCGAUAUCCUUGAUAUUAUGGGAAAUUACCGUAACGAGUUUAAAUUUGUUCCGGGGCCAUUUUGUGAUGCGGUAAGAAACGGCUCUUCUUUCCUGUUCGAUGAAGUUAAUCUGUUAAACAGGGAGUGUGUGCACUACGUGGAGAGUGUGGUGAGAAAUGGAACAUUUUACAAUCAUUUGUACGAGACUGUCAGCACAAGCGGAACACGCGUGUUUGGAUGUAUGAACCGAGAGGGAAAAAAAGCGAUGGAUACAAACGCUUUCCUCCGGAUCACGGUCAACGAUUUUUCGGGUGAUUUAGAUGAUGUAAAGCUGGUGGUCAAUUCCUAUGACUUUGAUCCGGGUGUGUUUGCGUGCAAAGACCGGGUUGCCCUGUUUUACCACGAAGUGAGUAGGAGAAAGAAAGUGAGUGGAAGAACACUCAGUAGAUUGCUUGGGAGUGAGUGCACGUAUUUGAGUGUUUAUACCCUGUUUGAAGAGGAGUAUGACGGGUAUAGGAUCGAUCGCGAUAUCAUGAACUAUGAUUAUGGAUGGAUUGCUAGCGACGAUACGAGUAGUCCCAGAAAUCACGCUGAAGGCGUGGUGCUUUCGGAUAUGACAGCUCCAGUCAAUUCGUUCGGCUCGUUGAUUCUCACUGAUACCUUGAAAGUGCUUCUUAUACAGCUGCAAUUCUGUGUAAGGAACAAACUGCCUAUAUUGCUGUACGGCGAGACAUCAACCGGAAAGACAUCCUUAAUCUACCAUUUGAGUAGGGCGUAUGGCAAGAACCUUGUAAGAAUAAACAACCACAAGGACACGGAUAGUUCUGAUUACCUGGGAAAGAGUGUGAUCGUGAAAGACAAGAUAAUACACAGCAAAGGUCCGCUGAUACGCGCUAUGUUGAACGGUGACUGGCUGUUAAUAGAUGAGAUGAAUUUGUGCAGCUGUGACGUGCUGGAGGUGCUGAACAGAUUGCUGGAUGAUAACAAGGAGAUAAGAAUACCUGAGACAGGCGAGAUCGUGCGACCGAGCGCUGAUUUUAGGAUUUUUGCAACGAUGAAUGCGAAUUACGCAGGCCGUAACACGCUGACAGAUGCUUUCAUGAACCGAUUUGUGGUAAAGGAAGUGAAGCUGAAUCUUAAGGAGGUGCUUAAAGACGAGAAAUACGCGUUUGUUAUAAAACUGUAUGAUCACCUCAGAGUGCUCAGGAACUUUCGCACACUGAUUACGCUGCGUGAUGUGUUCAAGAUUGCACGGAGAACCGGUGAUGAGAGCGUUGAAAGUGUUGUGUGGGAGUACCUGGGCGAGAGACAAAGGGACGAGAAAAUGAGAGCAAUGCUAUGCGAGUCGAUCGAGAGCUGCAGGGCUGCUGGUAACGAGCACGCGAUCAAUGAUGCUAGUAGAGACGUGUUGAACGGGCAGUUUGGUGGUUUGAUCGAUCGGUGUGCCGGAGCAUUCAACAAUUUCGUUUUUACGCCGCAGCAUAGAAAAGUAAUGCACCUGAUUCUCAAAGCAUGGCUUUACAAAGAGCAUGUUCUGCUCGUGGGAGAGACCGGGAUAGGAAAGACCAAAAUGGUGGAGAUACUCUCCCAAGUGCUUGGCAAGCCGCUUACAAUUGUGCCGUGCCACGGCAGUAUGGAUACGUCGGAUCUGAUUGGGCAGUAUGAAAUUGGUGGCGGUGAUGUGGUGUUCAGGGAGAGCGAGCUGGUGCGUGCGAUGCGAGAAGAUGGUGUUAUAUUGCUGGAUGAGAUCAACCUGCCGGAAAGCAGCGUUGUGGAACGGCUGAAUUCCCUCUUGGAUAGCAACAUGCUGUAUCUGACCGAAACAGGAGAGGUGGUGCACAAUCGAUCGUUAAUUAUUGCUACUAUGAAUCCCGGCACGUAUGCAGGCAAAAAGGAACUCGGUGAUGCGCUGAGGAACCGAUUUACUGAGAUAUACUUUCAUUUUGAUGACUAUGUACCGAUCGUUAACUGCCUUUUAAAGAACAGUGGAGGCGUACCAAGCAGUGCCUUGAUCAGUGCUGAGGACCUCAUUGAACGUAUUUGCAGGUUUAAGGACAGGCUGAGCAUCAGAAAGAUUGAAAGGAUGGUGCAGUUCUUUGGAGAGGGAACGAACAUGGUAAGACGAGAAACGAGGUGCCUGGAUGGAAGCGCUCUUCUGGACGAGGCCUGCGAGAUUGUAGGGCUAUCGCGUGCUGUGGAACAAAAAGAUUGCAAAUUGAUAGAUGAUGGGCUCAGGCUGGGGUGCUAUCCCUACUACAUCAUGAAGGGUGCGCGUGACGGUACGGAUAGAACCGCUGACCAAGAAAAUAACACGGGUAAAGAAAAUAGCACCAAUACUGAAACAGGCGCUAUCAACAGCAAGGAUACACGUGGCAGUGCCAUUCGUGUUAUUAAUUCGUUCGCAUCCAUUGAUACGCCCUUCAAAUUCAUGACGUACAACUUCUACGUUUUGCUGCGCGCACUGUUCCUCUCCAACAAUAUACUGAUUGAGGGAGCACCCGGUCUCGGCAAAACAACCAUAGUAAAGCAGCUUGGUUCAAUGCUGGGCAUACCGGUAGAAAGGGUGAAUCUUAACUCGUGUACGGAAUUCUCCGAUCUUACAGGCACCUUCAUACCACAGAACGAUAAAUUUGUCUUUGUCGAAUCACGGUUCAUAAAGGCACUGCGAGCAAACAGCAUAGUAAUCCUGGAUGAGAUCAAUCUGUGUACACAAAGCGUUAUUGAGGGCUUGAAUCCUCUACUGGAUCACAGAAGAGCGCUGACCGUUAAUAAUCGUGUGGUGACGACCAAGUCGCUCAUAUUCGGAACGAUGAACCCGUCAUCGUACAAGGGACGAAAGGCGCUGCCCAAGAGUUUCGUUGAUAGGUUUGUGCACGUUAGGUUUGAGCACUUUGAUGCAAAUGAGGUUGAGGACAUACUGGGCAGGCGUAUGGCACGGCUGAAGGCGGUGCAUGGAUGCACGAUGAGGCAGUGUGUGCGUGCAAAGAUGCUUGGUGAGAAUGUGAUUGUUGGGAGGGAUGUCAGCUAUCGGGUUGAGCAGGGACGUGUGCGUGUUGGUAGAACGGUUAUUGAGAGAGGGCGUACAGUUGAAUGUGGCCAGGCGUGUAACAGCACGAGCAUAGAAAGGAACGGGGAGCACGGUACAUCUGGUACCGUGGAUAUGAAUUAUCAGGUCGGUAACAAAUCGUGUGAAAGACGGAACGAAGUAAAAGAACAAAACGAAGAGAUGCCGUGUGAAUGCGAGGAUGCGCAAGCGGCCACAUCAAACGGUAACAACCACCUAGACGUAUCAAAAAACUUAUCAAAAUAUGCUUUCAUAGGCAAGAACAUUAAGCACCUCGAAUCUCUCAUAAACGCGCUGAACCGCAAAGUGCCAGUAAUCCUGACCGGUCCAGGCAAAUCGUCCCUGCUAGCCCUAACAGCUCAUCUACUCAACCUCAAACAGGUUCACAUUCACCUGCACGCCCAGAUUGACACGACAGAUCUGCUCGGACAGUACGAAAAAUGCGCGUCAUCAAUCUUCCGCUGGACAGACAGCCCACUCGUACGUUCACUCAACCACGAUAUCACCGUUUUGCAUACGCCAGAAAAGGUUGAUAAGUCGGUUCUUGACCGUCUUAACUCUCUGUUCGAUGAUAAUUACCUUAAUUUGAUUGAGAAGGGCAUUGACACGCAUUACCGGUCGACCACUCGAUUCGUGCUCUUUGUUGAUGAUGUGUGCCAGAUGAGCGCUCCCUUUGUUGAUAGGUGCGUGUUGAUCGAGUGCGCGGAUUGGAGCGUGCUUGAUUAUGUCAAGGUGGUGGCGUGCUGGUACAGUGGGGAUGAUCCUACUGUGCUGAUGGACACUUUGAGGCUGAGCGGUACUGUGGAGAAUGUUUACGGUGAUGAGAGCACGAUUGGUGGGGUGAAUAACGGAUCUGGUGCAGAAUGCGGUUUAAAUGGCGACCGCGGUCCAAGUUACGGCCUUGAGCGUAUCUUAGAGCAUAAAGAAGGUCAAACGGUCGGUGCUACGGUACGAAAGGCGCAAAUACUUUCAUUUCUUUGCGGUUCACGGAUGAGCACCACGUUAUUAAAAGAGCUGCACAUAAAAAUGAGGAUAAACACGUACAAAGAGAUGAUUGAGGAGGUUAUCACGAGCAUUGAAGAGGAUGCACGCAGUGGUGUGUACACUGACAGCCAGUACAUCAAAGAUGCGAUUACGUGUGCGUUACAGCACAUAAGCUGUGGUAAAUCCGUACUUCCCAACCUUGUGCUUGAACAGCACAUCAAAUGGUACUACAAUUACAGAGUGGUGAAGAUGAGCGAGAAGGAAAAUGAGUUGAUACGGUCGUACAACGUGAUAAGGAGUGUUGAUGCGUUAAGAUCGAUAGAGGAGUGUGUUGGCGUGUUGAGUAGAGAUAAUAGCGGUUUUAAGGAAAUGAUGGAGUAUGUGGAUGUGUUAAACGAGUUUGGAGUGGUGAGCGUGCGAGAACUGAAGGAGCGGUACUUAUGCAGUGCUAUAGAUGAGUACGGUGAAGAAAGGGAUGAGGAGCGUGGUGAAGAAAGGGAUGAGGAGCGGUACUUAUGCAGUGCUAUAGAUGAAUACGGUGAAGAAAGGGAUGAGGAGCGUGGUGAAGAAAGAGAUGAGGAGCGUGGUGGAAAAAGAGAUGAGGAGCGUGGUGGAAAAAGAGAUGAGGAGCGUGAUGAGAAUGGCAAGAGAAUAAGAAGUGCUGAUGAUGUAUCCGUUAGCAACACACAUACGGAGCGCACUCUUGCUACUACGCAUCGUUCAACACGCCCCCGUUCUCUAAAGGAACUUUCUUUCAGGGACGUACUAACGCUCAAAGACACACAUGUUAAAUUCAACAGGGCGUUGUUCAACGAUCUGAUAAGGAGCGAUCCGCUGCUCCUUCUGGUAAAGGAGUGCGAUGUUCUGCCAGACAUACGCAGGAUUCUCAUCAAAAUGUACAAGUACGGUAAAACGGAUGAUAUCGGUACUGUUAGAGAGUUCGUGCGGGAAGGCCAAAGAAAAAUGAAAAUAAGGGAAAAGUUGAACAAGGAGAUGAAAGAAAGAGAUUUUACACGAUUUAAGAAUAUGGUGCGUGAAAUAGAAGCGUGCAUAGAACGAGAAAAUGGCGCAUACGAUUUUCUUAGGGCGAUGCUUGGUGAGCAAGGAUUGGACAUGCUCGUGUAUUACAGGCUAAGAAUUGUUAAAAUGCUUAGAAAGGUGAAAAAGCGGGCACUUGAGAGGCACAAAAGGGUGCUGGUGCAGCGGUACUUAACAGGUGAUGAUAAUUUGAACACGUACCUGCCUUUGAUACGGGGUAUGCCUAUGCGCAUGCUUACGAGGAGUUACUGUGCAUUUUUUUACGCUACAUUUUUCAGAAAGACGUGUGGAACGAUUCACCCGUUUGUUGUGGAAGCGAUUGGCGAGGGGUAUGCUGUGUGCGAUGGGAUGCUGAACGAGGGGAUUAGAGAUAGAAUCACAAGUAGGAAAGGUGGCAAGGAUGGGCAUGCUGGUAGUACGAAUAGAAGUGCUGCGAUAAAUACUGCUCCAGUCUCGGAUAUAAACUAUCAGGUACUCGUUCACGUGAUCACUAAGGACUGGCAAAUCAAUACCUUAGAGCCAUUCAUGCUGAUGUACUCCUACACUCACUUCCGCACUGUUCUGUUCUUUCUUAAAGAAUUGUCCGUAUCAAAACACUUGCUGCCCGCCAAAGAGUUGUUUUACGGCAUGAGCCUGCAGUACCACACUUUUAACCGUGAGGUGCGAGAAGAGGUAAAUGCACUCGAAGUGAUAAAGGAGGUGGAUAUGAGGUACGAAGUUGGUUGUUAUAAGUGUUGUGAUGCUAUGGAAAGGGUGCACAGGAUGUUGCGAGUUGAGGAUGGUAGUGGUAAGGGGUGUUGGUGCGUUAGGGUGUUUAGGAUGGGUGGAUUGGAUGGAAUGAGAGAUGUUGUACAGGUUGUGGAGCAGGAGUGUGGCGGUACAGGUAGAUACACAGAAAAUGGCAGGAUGAGCGAUGUUGUACAGGUUGUGGAGCAGGAGUGUGGCGGUACAGGUAGAUACACAGAGAAUGGCAGGAUGAGAGGUGAGGAUCAAGGUGCUAGAGAUGAUGGCAGAACCGGUGCAACUGAUAGAAAUGCAACAACCUGUACAAACAGGUUAGACCCACUCUCAUUCUACAAUAGAGCAAUACCAUCACAACCGUACAACAGCCAUGAAAUAGCCCUUGGUCAACUAUUCUUCAAAUUUAACAUCCUCAAAGAGAGCGUGUCACCACAGCUCAGUGCUCUGCUGAUUCUUUGCUUUUACUACCCGUACACUCCUCUGAUAAUGUACGUGAGUAAAGCGAUGGACGAAAGGGAUGCGUGGCUGGUUAGAGAUGGUAGAGAAGGUGGACGUGGAGAUGUAUGUGAGGAGGUGGACGAUAAGAGUGGUGAGGAUGAGAAUGAAGAUGGAGAGGGUGGUUGUGGGAAGGGAGAGUGUGAGGAGGAGGAUAAUGAUGGAGGGAUUGGCUGUAGAACGAAAGAGGAUGAAGAAAGGAAAGAGGAUGAAGAAAGGAAAGAGGAUGAAGAAAGGAAAGAAAAGAUGGGAGAAGAAGAAAAUGAUGGUAGAAUCGGUGAAAAUGAGCAGGGUGUGAACGAAGAAGGGGAUGAUUACGAUGAUGAAACAGAGAAAAAUAUUGAUUUGGAUGAACUGGAGAAGGUGGAUGGAGAGUUUGAUGAUGGAAUUGAAGAAAUAGCUGAGGAUGGGGAAGGAUCGGUUGAUAGAAUGGAAAACGAAUCGUGUGUAGAAGGAGAAAACGAAUUGAGCGAUGGAGCGGAAAACGAAUCGAGUGAUAGAAAAGAAGGUAAGCCGAGUGAUGGGGAGGAUUCUCUCAACGCGGAUGACGAGAGCAUCCUCAACGAUUCGGCUGGUGAAAGUACUGCCGAUUCAUCGGGUGAAUUGUUUGACCCGACCUCCUCGUCGGAGAAUGCUCUGGACGAAAGAACGUAUCGCUUUGAGGAAGGCAUGCGAAACGAUGAGCAGUGCUGUGAUGAGGCAGAUAACUAUGAAAAGGGUGGUUGCAAGGAGGAAGGUGGUGGUGCUAAAGCUUUAUGUGCUGAGGAAGGCAGCGAUGAGAACAGCGUAGGUGUUGUCAACGUGGAUGAUAACGUGCUGAACAAGGGUAACGUGGAGGAGUACGCGGAGAGUGCCGCGGUUGACAGAGUGCUCAAUUUCGAUGCUGAGGUGGAUGCUCAGCUCACAGAAAGGGUGCGCAGCAUUUUGUUCUCACGCAAAGCGUAUAAAGGCGAUUACAGAACGGGCAAAAAACUGAAUUUAAAGAAAAUCGUACAGUUCAUUGCAAGCGACUACCAAAAAGACAAAAUAUGGUACAGAAAGAACGGUCGAGCACCUACAAAAAUACGCCUAUUCAUAGACAAUUCGCGUUCUAUGACACAUUACAACCUACAAAAGCUGAGUUUUGUCUACAGAAGGCUAUAUGGUGCAUUUAAAGCGCUUGAUGUGCCCAUUGAGCUGUACAAGUUCGGUGAAAAUGCCACUCUCAUACAGUCUCCCAGUGAUCUGCCGUUUGAUGACAGCGUAACGAAUUAUUCGUUCGUCGAGCAUUUCGGUGAUGGCGUGAACAUCGUGCUAACGGAUGGUAUUGUUAACGAGUUAAAGAGCAAAGACAAUGAACGGUUCCUUUUUCUUAUUUUCAAUAGAGAGAUAUUGAGGAUGGAGAGCGUGAGGUAUGAUGGUGAUAGAAUGAUUCGGAGCAGGUAUUUGGAUAGUGUUAGAUUUAGAUAUGAAGUUAUUGGUGAUGUAGAGGAGGUGGAGGAAAGCAUAUUGAUUGCUCUGGAGGAGAUGGUGAUGAAUGAUUGA
This is a messenger RNA of Vavraia culicis subsp. floridensis, 8889 nucleotides long. RefSeq lists its product as uncharacterized. Gene Ontology annotation, biological process: rRNA processing; ribosomal large subunit assembly. The coding region runs from base 1 to 8889 and encodes 2962 amino acids. Gene Ontology annotation, cellular component: preribosome, large subunit precursor. Gene Ontology annotation, molecular function: ATP hydrolysis activity; ATP binding. The record is from RefSeq and is a predicted model, not a curated record. NCBI's taxonomy places the organism in Eukaryota, Fungi, Microsporidia, Pleistophoridae. The transcript has a single exon.